AUGCAUAACCAAUCGUUUACUUGCAUUGAUCGCGACUGCCACUGCGCUGUCCCAGCAGCUCGAAAUCCACAGUUUGACGACCACGUGGUUUUUCGCAAGAUGCAGUCUCCUCUGUUGAACGUGGAGAACCUGUUGGAUGAUCGUUUCGACGUCAUCGUGUUCGUGAAUGACAGCAUAACGGACGUGGGUGAACAUCAAUCCUCCAUAAAAGAGUGUUUGGUUUCAUUCUCGAAAGUUAAUCCCAAGGUCGCGGAAGAGCUAACGGUUGUUCCCUUUCCCGAACAUUCCUCGGGCCGCCUGCCACUGGAGGUGCGCGAAAUGCUUCCGGAGAAAUAUCCGAAGGUCACACAUAUCGGCCUCGUGAAUGGUGACGAUACUCUGCUUAAGGUUGCCUCUGCUAUCGAAGAAGGUCGAUGGAUUGCCCGUGACAUUGGUGGAUCGGACCCGGAGCGAAUGGCUGCUCCAGCAGUCGUCCAGUACCUACAGUCCGUGCUUAGCGGAGCCGAAGGUAUCACGAUGCAUGUGGAGAAAGUCGAUGGCAAGAAGUAUCCGUUGAUGGCUGCCGUUAAUCGUGCUGCUUCAGUUGUGUCCCGUCAUGAUGGUCGCGUCGUGCAUCUGAACUACGUACCACCAGAUUCGACGACAAUCGACACCACACUGUAUCUGAUCGGAAAAGGAAUCACUUACGACACCGGGGGUGCUGAUGUGAAGGCCGGUGGAGUAAUGGCCGGGAUGCAUCGAGACAAGUGCGGAGCCGCAGCGAUCGCGGGCUUUUUCAUGACACUCAGUCGUCUCCAACCACCGGCUCUGUCGGUUUCUGCAUCUCUGGCGUUUGUGCGAAACAGUAUUGGUCCAGAUAGCUAUGUUUCAGAUGAGAUUAUAGUCUCACGCGCAGGGAAGCGAGUUCGUAUCGGUAAUACGGAUGCGGAGGGUCGUAUGGUAAUGGCCGAUUUGUUAUGUGAGGCGAAAGAAAAGGCUUUGAAGGCGAAAAACCCUUUUCUGUUCACUAUAGCAACGCUAACGGGUCACGUGGUUCGUGCGUACAAACAUUUUACGGCUGUGAUGGACAAUGGCCCGGCUAGACUGAAGUGCGUUUCACAAGAGUUGCAAUCGGCAGGUGACCUCCUCUCUGACCUCGCUGAGAUUUCUACAGUUCGCAAAGAAGAUUAUGAGUUCAACAAAGGUCGGACAGAAUACGAAGAUAUUUUGCAGUGCAACAAUCUCCCAAGUAGCGCUACCGCCCGAGGACAUCAAGUCCCAGCCGCGUUUCUAGUGAUGGCUAGUGGAUUGGACAAGCAUGGAAUGGAUUCACUGAAACCCCUGCCGUAUACACAUGUUGAUGUUGCUGGCAGCGCUGCGGAAAUCCAUGUAUUACCCACCGCCGCACCUCUGAUGAUGUUUGCGAGCCGUUACAUCUUACCCCGUGUUGGAUUUCUGUAACAUACAGGAAGUGUUACAAUUCGGCUGAUUGUGAAUCGUUAUGUAUGCUCAUCCUCGGUGUUUUUAUCCCGUGGAUCUGACCUUUCAUGAUCAUCGUCUGUCAAUUAUGGUAUUUGAUCUCCAUCGCAUUUUUAAUAUCAUCCGGUUGGGGAGUGAUUGUGAGGUAAACCCACU
Molecule: messenger RNA, 1614 nt
Organism: Opisthorchis viverrini
Lineage: Eukaryota; Metazoa; Platyhelminthes; Trematoda; Opisthorchiida; Opisthorchiidae
Exons: 8
Coding region: 1-1440 (479 amino acids)
Biological process (GO): proteolysis
Cellular component (GO): cytoplasm
Molecular function (GO): manganese ion binding; metalloaminopeptidase activity
Source: RefSeq, a predicted model, not a curated record